Messenger RNA from Procambarus clarkii (red swamp crayfish), 3600 nucleotides. RefSeq names its product zinc finger protein 345. The record is from RefSeq and is a predicted model, not a curated record. Lineage: Eukaryota; Metazoa; Arthropoda; Malacostraca; Decapoda; Cambaridae.
UUGUUUACUCUGGCGGGCGUCCUUACCAAGCCUGGAUUAUAUCUAUCACAUAAAUGUACAUAUUUUGUGUCCGCGAUAGUAAAAAAUAUAUAUGUGCGAUCCGUCCUCAGUACCAAGUGUCUUGUAACCAUUAUAUGGUGCCACAAGCAGCCAAACACAGAAAACAACGACCUGGCCGCAGCACCAAGGACCAGCUGACACCAUAAACACAACAUUGUGCCCCACAGUGUGGCAAGUCUCCCUGUAACACCUGCCUGUGUUUAUAGUCGCAGCUCCUCUGUCUCCACCACAACACAACAAACACCUGAAACCUUGCCCUUCUGAACAUCAACGCGCCUAUCAACAUUUGUACUCGUGCAGUCAUCAGGAGGAUAAGCCCUUCAUGCAAACUGCACCUACCAUCAAGAAGAAGAAGACGAGUGUCCAGACAUAAGCAUUGAAGGAAAACCUUCACACAACUUCCACUUAUCAUACAGAAGAUGGAAACUGACCAGUGUCCAGAGUGUGGGAAGAGCUUUACUCGCCCCUAUAUGAAGAUUCACAUGAGGGUACAUUCUGGUGAAAAGCCUCAUGAGUGUCCAUGGUGUGGGAAAAGAUUCAGUCACUCUGGAAGUAUGAAGCAUCACAUGUUAUUGCAUUCGGGUGAUAAGCCUCAUAAUUGUCCUGUGUGUGGGAAGAAAUUCAUUCAGCUUGGAAAUAUGAAGAGUCACAUGUUAAUCCAUUCGGAUGAUAAGCCUCACCAGUGUUCAGUGUGUGGGAAAAGAUUCAGUCGACUUGGAGAUAUGAAGACUCACAUGUUAGUGCAUUCAGAUGAUAUUCCUCAUGAGUGUCCAGUGUGUGGGAAAAGGUUCCGUUAUCUUGGAAGUAUGAGGAAGCACAGCUUAGUGCAUACAGAUAAAAGGCCUUUUGAGUGUGCCGACUGUGGCAAAACUUUUAAGAAUCGUAGUUAUAUAAUACAGCACAUGGUAGUGCAUUCGGAUGAUAAACCUCAUGAAUGUCCAGAGUGUGGCAAGAGAUUCCGUAAUCUUGGACUUAUGAAGACUCACAUGUUAGUACAUACUGAUGAUAAACCUCAUGAAUGUCCACAGUGUGGGAAGAGAUUCAGUCAGCUUGGAACUAUGAAUCUUCACAUGUUAGUACAUACUGAUGUGAAACCUCAUGAGUGUCCCGAGUGCGGGAAGAGAUUCGGUCAGCUUGGAAAUAUGAAGCGUCACAUGUUAGUACAUACUGAUGUGAAACUUCAUGAGUGUCCAGUGUGUUUGAAAAGAUUCCGUCAUAUUCAAAGUAUGAAGUGUCACGUGUUAAUACAUAAUGAAGAUAAACGUCAUGAGUGCCCAGAGUGUGGGAAGAGAUUUGUGCAGCGUGGAAGUAUGAAGAGGCACAGAUUAGUGCAUUCUGAUGAAAAACCUUUUGAGUGUUCAGAGUGCGGCAAAACGUUUAAGCACCGUAGAAGUAUAAUACAACACAUGGUAGUGCAUUUGGAUGAUAAACCUCAUGAAUGUCCACUGUGACGGAAGAGAUUCCGUCAUAUUACAAAUAUGAAGUCACAGGACAGUGCAUUCUGAUGACAGACCUUUUGAGUGUGCCAAAUGUAGCAGAAAAUAUAAGGAGCAUAGACAUAUAAUAACUUACACCUUAGUGCAUACUGAAUAUAAACCUUACAAGUGUCCAGAGUGUGGGAAAAGAUUCCAUUAGGUUGGAAGUAUUUAUCUGAUUUUACUUGAUUUACCUUAGGACCUCUACACCUAGUGGCCUUGACAAGGACUCUAAGCCAGCAACUUCUUAAAGGUCCCUCAUUUACCUUGAUGAUCUUUUCCAGGUGUGAAUGGUAGAGAGCAUAGGAGUCCACCACCCUGACCACCAGGUCCACCUAGCCCUCACGUCCACCCAUGUAAGGGUCACAGAUGCCAUCAUCCAUGCCCUUGCCUCUUACAGCAACAUCCACAUCUCCAUGCUGGACGUUGACAAUGUCUUGGAGGGAGUAGAGAGACUCGGCAAGUGGCACUGACAGAUGGAGUGGGCAAGGAGAGAACAGAUUGUGUUUCUGCAGUUACCAGGAGGAGACCCUAUGCUACGAGUAGGUAUCGGACACCAUCUGCACUCUUAUGAUAAGGGGGAUAAUUACUACAUCCACGUUAAAAUCCUCCCAUAGUGGUUUGAAUUGUCUUUUAGGCAAUUGGAAAAAAACACUGCCAUUAUAAGAUUAAUAACAACACCGACCAAAUGUGGACGCCACCUCCGCUGGACCACGUGACUUGACAUUACCCCCUUGGCUCUCGAUACCGUCGUCAGACAGUCCAGACUGUCAGAUGUUCAGGCGUCCCCUGAACAUCUUCCUAUCAAUGCAUUUAUUCACUUCAAGGUGCAUUCUUUUCCACUGACAAUCAACGCUUAUGUAGCCACAUGGCAUUGCAUUUUAUCAUUCAAGGAAAUGCCAGGUCACAGCCAGCACCACUGCCAUCAUGGCUCCGAAAUCAGCAGCAUUAAGGGAAAACCUUGACACAAACUGCACCUAUAAUAAAGAAGAUAAAAUCUCACCAAUGUCCAGAGUGUGGGAAGAAGUUCAGUCAUCUUAGAAAUAUAAAGAUUCGCAUGUUAGUGCAUACAGGUGAUAAACAUCAUGAGUGUCCAGUGUGUUGGAAAAAGAUGCAAACAGCAAGAAAUGUGAAGACUCAUAUGUUAGUGCAUAAGGCUGACAAUCUUUAUGAGUGUCCAGAGUGUCGGAAAAGAUUCCAUCAUCUUGAAAAUAUGAGGAGGCACUUGUUGGUGCAUUCCAUUGAAACUCAUUUUAAGUGUUCCAAGUGUGGUAAAAUAUUUAAGGAACGUAGUGCUAUAAUAAAACAUGCGUUAGUGUAUAUUGAUGAUAUGCAUAACACCUCUCAAGUGUUGAGAAUAUGGUAAGAUUUUCAGUUAUCUUGGAUUUAUGAAAAGCUACAUGAUGGUACAUUUGGGUGAUCAGCUAAACAUUUUGAAUGUGGGAGAAAUUUCAGAAAAUGUUAAAGUAUAAUGAGGCACAUAUUAGUAUGUUAACUUACCAUUAUUCCAAGGCAGUUGGAAAAUUAUGAGCUUCAUCACAAAAAUAUCAUGCUAUCACCAUGCAUGGUAAAGUUCUGCUGCAUGUGACAUUGAGAUUUAUUGUACAGUACUGUAAUUUGUGCUUUAUUAUUUGUAAUAAUCAUUUUAUUUAACAAUGGAGCAGCAAGUAGGAAACAGUUUGAGAUAUUUUCAUAAUGAGACAUUCAUUGACAUAAAAUAGUGUCAUAGACAUAUAUAUAAAGUGGCACCUCGACUUAAGAUUGCCCUGGUUUACUAUAAUUUUGAGUUGCGAUAUAAAUUUGAUAGAAAAAUUUGACACGACUUACGACAGUGUCGUCAAAUAAUGAUAAUUGUUGAUACACGUUCAGGUCGACAGAGCGCAUGGUUCCCGGUCACGCGGGCCGACCUGCCUCAGUUUACUAGAGCCGCCCACUUAGUGAUGAGAAAUUCCAUUUUUGUGGUGAUUUUUUGCUUUUUGAGCAUAAAACUGAUUAUUAUAUAUCACACCAUGGGUCCCAAGAAAGUCAGUGGUAAGGUUCAACAUAUGAAAACAUAUGUAAGAAU